GCACUGCGUGAAUGUAUGGCAGCUCUGGAUUUAUUUCUUAACAACAAGUUCUCAGAUGCUUUGGCUUCUCUACAAGCAAAAACUAAAGACAGCAUGUAUCAUGCCCUGACUUAUGCCACCAUACUGGAGAUGCAAGCUAUGAUGACAUUUGAUCCUCAGGACAUACUGAAUGCAGGGAACACAAUGAAGGAAGCUCAAGCCACCUGUCAAAGAAUGACCAAACUGACUUUUUGCAGAUUUAGGAAGAAAUCUACUGUAGCUGAUUCUAUCAACAACCUUGUGCAUAGACAAAGCCUUGAACACUUCACUGAAGAGGAAAUCCAUGCAGAAAUUUGUUAUGCUGAAUGCUUACUUCAGAGAGCUGCACUCACAUUCCUCCAGGAUGAGAAUAUGGUCAGCUUCAUAAAAGGAGGCAUCAAAGUCCGAAACAGUUACCAAACCUACAGGGAGUUGGACAGUCUCAUACAGUCCCCACAUUAUGUCAAAGGAGAAAACCAUCUUCAUUUUGAGGGAGGUGUAAAACUUGGAGUUGGAGCAUUUAACCUGACAUUGUCCAUGUUUCCUGCACGGAUUCUGAGAUUACUGGAAUUUGUUGGAUUUUCUGGGAAUAAGGAACACGGUCUGCUGCAGCUUCAAGAAGGAGCAUCAUCAUACAGCUUUAGGUCGGUGCUGUGUACCAUGCUGUUGCUUUGCUAUCAUACUUUCAUGACCUUUGUGUUAGGGACAGGAAAAGGAAAUGUUGAGGAAGCAGAAAAACUACUUAAGCCUUACUUGGUGCGCUAUCCGAAGGGAGCCAUAUUCCUGUUUUUUGCAGGCAGGAUAGAAACACUAAAGGGUAAUAUUGAUGCGGCAGUCAGUAGGUAUGAGGAAUGCUGUGAAGCUCAGCAGUACUGGAAGCAGUUUCACCACAUGUGUUACUGGGAGCUGAUGUGGUGCUUCACCUACAAGCGCCAGUGGAAGAUGGCUUUUUUCUAUGCAGACCUGCUGAGCAAGGAAAACACUUGGUCAAAGGCUACUUACAUUUACAUGAAAGCUGCUUAUCUCAGUAUGUUUGGACCAGAUGACUGCAGUCCUUUUGGAGACAGUGAAGUUGAAUUAUUUAGGAUUGUUCCCAGUCUGAAACUGAAAAUUGCAGGGAAAUCUCUGCCCACAGAAAAGUUUGCAAUUCGGAAAGCACGACGAUAUCUUUCUUCAAACCCAGUUCCUUUGCCUGUCCCACCUUUGGAAAUGAUGUAUAUCUGGAAUGGCUAUGCUGUAAUUGGAAAAUGUCCCAACUUAACAGAAGGCAUGUUAGAGACUUUAAAUGAAGCAGAAGAAGCACUGGCAAGAAGUUCAGCUACAGAACUACUGGCAGAUGACCGGUGUGUGAUAAAGCUGUUAAAGGGAUUAUGCUUCAAGCAUUUGGGCAAGAUCUCAGAAGCAGAAGACCAUUUUAAUUACAUCUAUUUAAAUGAGAAGAAGAUAAAAUAUGACCAUUAUCUAAUUCCAAAUGCCUUGCUGGAGCUGGCAAUACUGUACCUGGACCAGGAUAGAAGAGAAGAAGCAAUAAAACUUCUGGAAAAAGCAAAACAAAACUACAAGAAUUAUUCCAUGGAAACAAGGACACAUUUCAGAAUUCAAGCUGCCCUGCACCAAGCCAAAUCUGCCCCAGAAAAUGGAAUGCACUGUGGAGCCUCAGCAGUGUCGUAACAUUUUCUUCUUUGAUGUUCUGUUUGUUGCAAACUUUGUGCAGAAAAUUACUGACACUUUAGAAUUAUUUUUCCUUUUCUUUCAAGUCCAUGAAAAACCAAAUAACUUAAAAUUUUGAAGAUGAUGCAUAAAACAUUUGUCUAGUGUAAUAACAUGGCAAAAAAUCUCUCAAACCAACCAUA
Molecule: messenger RNA, 1871 nt
Organism: Cinclus cinclus
Lineage: Eukaryota; Metazoa; Chordata; Aves; Passeriformes; Cinclidae
Gene: TTC39A
Product: tetratricopeptide repeat domain 39A
Exons: 17
Coding region: 16-1689 (557 amino acids)
Molecular function (GO): protein binding
Source: RefSeq, a predicted model, not a curated record